AUGGGCAGAUUCAGGGUGCUCUGGCUAGUUCUUAUGUAUUACGUGCUGUCGCUCAGCCUGGGAUACUUGACAUCGUUCCUGCUUUCCAGAAAGACAUACAACUUCAGGUUUCCGCUGUUUAAGGCUUCUGCACAGAACCUUAUCCACUUCUUGGGAGCAUCUGCUGUGCUGAAGCUGCAGAAGGAAAAGGCGCCAAAGCCAAGCUACUUUGGAUCGUUUCCAUGUGCAAUAGCAGGCGCAACAGACAUUGGGCUGUCUUCCAUUUCACUACGAUUCACAACACUGGCAUUUUACACAAUGGUGAAGUCAUCGUCGCCGGUGUUUAUUCUUCUCUUUGGAUUUGCAUUUGGAAUUGAAAAGCCGUCAAUAACGUUUUUCCUGACUGUGUUUACGAUCGGAGUGGGUGUUUUCCUGACAUCGAUAAAGAACACAAGCUUCGAUAUUGUUGGGUUUUGGACAAUAUCGCUUGCAUCAUUCAUGGCUGGCUUCCGCUGGGCAUUUGUGCAAUACAUGAUCAGGAUCAGAACGGUGAGGCAGGAGGGCAUUUUUGUGACGAUGAGGGACCUAUGCCUGCCGAUAUCUUUUCUGCUGCUAAUGAUUUCGCUGUAUGCAGAGGGGCUGUCAGAGAUGGCAAACUCAAGGUUUUUCAACACGUUGGAUGCAGCAUUGAAGAACUUUGGAUAUAUCUUGCUGUGUGGGAUUCUAUCAUUUACGCUGCUUUGUGCGGAGUUUUCACUUGUCUCUGAGACGAGUGUUGUGUUUCUGAGCAUUGCCGGGAUAGCCAAGGAGCUGAUGAUUGUGAUGUAUGCGAUUCUGCGAAAAGACAUUGUGUUGAGCAGCUUGAACUAUGCAGGACUGAUUGUGAGUAUUGCAGGAAUAAUUAUAUACAACAUUAGCAGAAAACCGCUUGUGCAGGAUGCAAUGAGCGAGCAAGAGACAGAAUAG
This is a messenger RNA of Ordospora pajunii, 945 nucleotides long. Its product is annotated as putative triose-phosphate transporter protein. NCBI's taxonomy places the organism in Eukaryota, Fungi, Microsporidia, Ordosporidae. The record is from RefSeq and is a predicted model, not a curated record. The coding region runs from base 1 to 945 and encodes 314 amino acids. Gene Ontology annotation, cellular component: Golgi apparatus; endoplasmic reticulum-Golgi intermediate compartment; cis-Golgi network. The transcript has a single exon. Gene Ontology annotation, molecular function: antiporter activity. Gene Ontology annotation, biological process: UDP-glucose transmembrane transport.